AUGUCGAAUAUCUCUGUAGUCGAUCGCUCAAUGGCGGAAUUGAAUUUGAACAAUUCAACAGCCAAAGAGCUUCCAAUCGGAAGAAAGCCGUUGUCUCAGAAACUAGCCAAAGGUGACAGAAAAGGACCCUUUGUCCAACUUGAGACGAACAUGAGCAAGAUCGAGCUCAAGCCAAACGUCUCGAUAUUCAAAUAUGCGGUGGAAGUUUUGAUGUUCUUCAAGAAAGAAAACGGAGAAGAAUUCUCGAUUGAGCUCUCUAAGUCGAGAAAGCGUGGUUUCGACCAUGAGCACGAUAAGAAAACCUGUGUUGUGGUGUACGAGAAGGCUUGCAAGAAAAGCAAAGAACUUAAUAGUGGAGGUAACUUUGUCUACGAUAGACAAGCAUUGCUCUACUCGACGACCAAACUGAAAACCGACCCGCUUUCCAUUAUCGUCGAUGACAAAGACGUUUGCUCUCGUUCAAACUUCAUUCGGGCCGAACUGAAGAUAUCCAAAGUGGCUGAUAGCUUCCAAACCACUACGAAUGAUGUGUCGAAGACGGUUCAUAACUGUCCAGCUCUGGCGGACACUACAAUCCUUGAGGUUUUGAAUUUGAUGGCAUCGGGUGAAGCACUGAAAGAUUCCAAAGUGUUAACCAUCGGAAACUGCGUGCAUUAUUUGUAUGAUGACGCAGGAAUCCAGACCCACCCGAUGUUCUACGACCAAGGGUUGAAGUCAUCCGCCGUGGGAGCAAGCAAGUCAAUAAAAACCCUGGAGGGGAGAGAAAAACAGCCAUCUCUCUAUAUGGCGACAGAGUUGAAAACCACAUUGUUCCAUCCCGAUGACACGAGACUUAUUGAUCUCCUCAAGUCUUACCCAGGAUUCGAUUCCAACAAAACUGCAAAUAGUUUUUGGGCCACGAAUGUCCAGCAUUCGCUUCAGGACCUCUUCUGCUUCUUGGACUAUGGAAAAAACAAAAAUCUGAAUGACGACCGUAUCACCAUUCAAAUAGCCAGAUUUGGCGACUCCGCCGUGAACCAGAAGUUCGAGUACGAGAACCGAGAAACUGGAGUUUCGAAACCUGUGUCUGUCUUUGAGUACUACAAGAUGAAGUACGGAAUCACACUCUCUUAUCCAAAUCUCUUCACGAUUGUGGCCAAAGGAAGAGGCGGAAAAAAUUCGUAUUUCCCUGUGGAGUGUCUUCAACUCUGCAACGGACAGCCGGUCAGAACCAGUCAAAUGAUUGGGACGGAACAGGCAGAUCUGAUCAAAUACUCUGCCGCGUUACCAGCUCAGCGAAAAGAGAAAACGGAUAAGGUCGUCAAAGCGCUCAAAUUGGGAACCGACGAGAUUGGGCUCAUGAGAGUCAAUAAACCAGAGACAGUUACUGGUCGUGUAUUGGAGAAACCCAAAAUCAAGUUUGGUCCUGGUGGAAGAAUGGUUGUCAAUUGGGAAGAUCCGAGACAAAGAGGUGCGGCGACGGACUUCAACAUCACCAAGUUCAUCGACCCGAAGUCUCUGACAAAUUGGGAUGUCGUCUUCGAUGAAGGGGAACCCAACCCAGUGGCCAUCGAAAACCUGAUGGAGACAAUGAAGAUGAUGGGAAUGCAAGUUGCUCCACCUCGACAAUUCUUCAUACAGAAGAGCCGUCUUCGACCAAUCUUCGAGUCAGCAGCCGCGAAGAAAGUUCAACUCCUGCUGUUCAUCACCAAGCAGAGAAACAACUACCAUCAGGAAAUCAAGGCUCUGGAGCAGGAGUUCGAUAUUUUAACGCAAGAUAUGAAGUUUGAGACCGCCGUCAAGCUCCCAAGACAACAAAACACAAAGAAAAACAUAGUCAACAAGAUCAAUGUCAAGCUGGGAGGUCUCAACUACGAGAUAGAAAGCCCCGAACUACAGAAGCGCAACAGUCUCAUAAUAGGAUUGGAGACAUCCCAGAAAGGGGGAUUGGGAGAUGCCCCAAUAUCGAUCGGUUUCUCGGCAAAUAUGAUGGACCACCCUCAGAAGUUCAGCGGUGGAUUCGUUUUUGUGUAUGGCCCAGUACUCCAAAAACUCAUCCACCAAAUCAUCAAGCAAGCACAAAGCAGACGAACUGGAGAGCUCAACCAGAUCCUGAUCUACAUAAGUGGAAUCACGGAAGGGCAAUAUGGAAUAAUCAACGAGAAGUAUUCGAUGUUCAUCAUGGAAGCAUGCAGAGCCAUCCACCCAAAUGCUUUCCGACCGGAAAUCAUCAUCGUCGCCGUUUCCAAAACACACAAUACCCGUCUAUACAAAAACCACUCAGGUCAGCUCUCCAACGUCGACCCGGGAACUGUUGUGGAUGAGGUCAUUGUCAGUCCGGUGCUCACGGAAUGGUACCUGACCAGUGCCGUGGCAAGACAAGGAACUGCCAAACCCAUCAAAUACAGUUUGAUAUUCGCAGUCCUCAAGAAUAACCCGCUCACGGCCACUCAGCUUCAAAAAAUGACCUACGAUCUGGCGUUUGGUCAUCAAAUCGUUUACUCCCCAGUUAGCCUUCCAGUUCCACUCUACUUGGCAGGAGAGUGCAGUACUCGUGGAGCCGCUUUGCUAGCGACGAGAAGGGCGACUUUCACCAAUGGUGAAUUCGAUAUGACUGCCACCAACAACAAGUUGGGAUACAUUGGAAAGAAUCUGUUCAACACACGCUUCAACGCCUAA
Molecule: messenger RNA, 2658 nt
Organism: Caenorhabditis remanei
Lineage: Eukaryota; Metazoa; Nematoda; Chromadorea; Rhabditida; Rhabditidae
Exons: 15
Coding region: 1-2658 (885 amino acids)
Molecular function (GO): protein binding; RNA binding
Source: RefSeq, a predicted model, not a curated record